Pelmatolapia mariae (spotted tilapia) is the source of this 9404-nucleotide messenger RNA. RefSeq names its product Kruppel like factor 7b (gene klf7b). The record is from RefSeq and is a predicted model, not a curated record. Bases 404 to 1333 code for a protein of 309 amino acids. The transcript has 4 exons. Gene Ontology annotation, biological process: regulation of transcription by RNA polymerase II. Lineage: Eukaryota; Metazoa; Chordata; Actinopteri; Cichliformes; Cichlidae. Gene Ontology annotation, molecular function: RNA polymerase II cis-regulatory region sequence-specific DNA binding; DNA-binding transcription factor activity, RNA polymerase II-specific.
UGGAGGAGCAAACCUGGCAACCUGGCAGCUUGUACUGAGACCGAUUGGCAAUCUGGCAAUGCGGAAAUAGAUCUGGCACCCCCCAAGCCAGGACUGAGGAGAGAGGCGUGACAGAGCGAGCGGAGAGGAGACGGGAUAGCAGUGACAGAGAUCAAAUUAUCAACUCUUCUUUCCCUCUCAGCUUUUUGUUUUUCUUUUUUUCAUCAAAGUGCUCAGGUGCGCUCAUCCGCACCAGAUUUGGGCUUUUUUUUUGCAUUUUUGUUUUGUUUUUGGGGGUUUUUGUUUUCUAAAAUUUGUUUCUUUAAUCUGUCAAGUGUGAGGAGAAGAAAGAAGAAGUGCGUUUCUAUCGUUUGGAUUCUGGACUUCUUUACUGACUUCUUCUUUUUUUUCUUUUUUUUCGAGCAUGGAUGUGUUGGCGAAUUACAGUAUUUUCCAGGAACUCCAACUCGUCCACGACACUGGUUAUUUCUCUGCGAUGCCUUCCCUGGAGGAGAACUGGCAGCAGACGUGUCUAGAGUUGGAGCGGUAUCUACAGACCGAGCCCAAGCGACUCUCAGAGCUCUUUGACGAUGAGCUGGACUGUCUCUUAACGCCGGCGUUUAUGCAGGGGGGUGACAGUGAUGAAGACCUGAUGGACCCCCUCCUUCCCAGCCUCCCUGACCAGCCCAGUCCACCUUCGCUACUUGUGACCCUCCCCAAGGUGCAAGCCAAAAUUCUACACGUUCCCAAUCCCAACAAGAACCAGACAGCAGCUGGGCCUGAAACCCUCACAGGCAAGGAGCAAGUCCUCGGAGGAGUCAGUGCCGCUCAGCUUAGUGCCGCUGUCACUUCCCUAACACCGCCAUCAUCACCGGAGCUUGGCCGACACCUUAUUAAGCCCACACAGACGCUCACUGCAACAGCAGACGGCACAUUAACGCUCAAACUGGUGGCAAAGAAGGUGGGAUUAGGGGCGGCUAAGCUGGUAGCAGCGCGAGCAUUACCAUCCCCACCAGGCCGAGGAGGAGCCCUCAGUGACAGCGAGCAGGGAGGGGUGGGAAGUCUGGCAGGAGACGUACCAGAGAACAAGAAGAGAGUCCACCGGUGCCAGUUUAAUGGCUGCAGGAAGGUUUACACCAAGAGCUCCCACCUGAAGGCACAUCAGAGGACCCACACAGGUGAAAAGCCCUACAAGUGCUCAUGGGAGGGCUGCGAAUGGCGCUUUGCCCGCAGUGACGAGUUGACACGACACUACCGCAAACACACCGGAGCGAAGCCAUUCAAGUGCAACCACUGCGACAGGUGUUUCUCUAGGUCGGAUCACCUGGCCUUGCACAUGAAGAGGCACAUCUGAAGGACAAGAAGAAAAGAAAAGAAAAGGAGCAGGAGGAGCACGAAGAGGAAGAGGAGGAGCAGAAGGAGAAAUAGGAGGAGAGAUAGGAGGACAGAAGGAUGGGCAGCCAUGCUAUCGACUGCCUGCGUCAUAUCCCCCCCGCCGCCCCUCCCCCAAUCCAAACACCAGUAGGCUCAAACAGCCAUCGGGGGGAAAGUUGGGCAGGAGGAAAAAACGAGGAGUAGCUAGAUUGUUGUUUUUCUUUAAAAUUACACACUCACGUUUGCAAUAGUAAACACUUCACACACACACCCGUCUUUGAAUGCAUCACCCCGGUGAACCCCGGACACUUUCAUGCAGCUCUGGGGGCUUGGACACUGCCAGAUCAACAUGUACUCAACUUGCUUGACAAAACAUUAUACCGCCUUCUUUCUUUUUUUCUUUUUUUUUGAGACUUUCUCCGUAGUCAGUGUGUUAAACUUAUCGAGUCACUUUGGAUGAGCAGAAACUUUUAAAUAUCCAUGUAGUCAGCUGUUAGUGCUUUACCGGCUUUUGAAAUCAGAUAUUCGACUGUUUUUUCUUUUUCAGCUUUUUUGCUCUUUUCUUAUCGACGUUUCUCAUACACGGAACACACGGAACCAUCACCUGCCGCAGUCAGCUCCAGUACUCAUUGUGAAGAAAACAACAAUGCCAAAUCUGCAGGAGAGAGACUGUACGGAUUGACUCCCAACACGGGUGACAAUCGAACCCAGGGCCCGGGACACCGCUGGUGCGCCCACGGGGCCUCGGUCAGCGGGUGCCGCUGCAGCUCUCAGGCUCUCCUCCAGUGGGUGUUUUGCAUCUCUCACCUUCACCGAGAUGCCUGCCGCCUCCGCAGGCCAUCUGACAGAAAUGCGCAGCGACACUUUCUUCCCUUUUUUCUACUUAGAGGACGAUAAUUCUUCUUCUUAUUGUUAUUUAAAAAAAAAAAAAAGAAUGACACUUUUUUUCUCUCUGUGAGGAAAAAAAUGUCUUAAAACUCACAGCAAUGUGUUUGAGAAGAAAAAAACUACAAAAAAAAAAAACUAAAAAAAAAAUCUUUAAAAAAAGACUUUAACAGAAUGUGUGGGAUGAGAAGGAGAGCGUUGUUGGUCUUUAUAAUCCCCAUGUGCACCGACUCUGCAUCUGCAGACUGCAAGAAAUCAGUGGAUGAACAAACAACAGAAUCACACAGACUCUCAGAAAAGGGGUUUGUGUCUGUGCUUUUUUUUUUUGGACUAAAAUAAAAAGCAGAAAGUAGAGAGGUCUUCAUUUGUGUGCUGCUCUUUCUGCCCUGUGACUCCCUGCAGCUGAAAAACAAAACCUUGUUAUGACCUCUGUGGUCUCGUACUCUACAGCAGCCGGGCAGAGGAUUGCUUAAAAACUGGAAAUAUGUUUCUUGGUUAUUUGUUUUUCUUUCGUUUUUUUUUUUUCUUUUUCUUUUUCAUUCUGAUUCCGAAAGUCAUCCUCGAGCGCUUUCACAGACUCUGAGAUCUCAUCUCCCUGGCAGCACUGCGGGGCGAGAAUGGAAGCUCAAGAGCUGCUUUUUGGUUAUUCACGUGGAACUAAAGAUGCCAGCCGACCUUUGUGUGGUGGCUCUGAAUAGACACGGUCACAUCGACCCGUCAAAUUUUGCCUGUUUCAUAUCCACUGACUGCACUGACUUUUUUUUUUUUAAUUCUUUCCAAUGUUAUCUGUGCUUUUUCCUUUUUCUACGGCGAAAAAAUAAGGAUAAAAGGAACACAAAGGAAAAAAAAAUCAUAAAAGACUUGGAAAAAAAACAACACAAAAACAAUUCUGUCUCUCUCUACACGCUGCAUACAGAACAAGCACACAUGCUCCGUCAACACACACACACUUACACUGCAGUUCUUACGCUCACGGCUCCUCUUGAGAUAAGACUAAUAAGAUUUAGGAAAAUAAUUAUUAAACUAAUGAACAGAGUUGGGGGAAACAACACACACUGCAUGGCAGGCUUUGUUGCAAACGCACACACUAGCUCAUGAACACACAUGCACGCACGCACGCACACUCUUCCUGGAAUUAUAUGUUCUGCUCCCAAAUCUUUUUUCACAGUAGGAAUUUAGCAACUGUUGUUUAGCAGAAGAGUAUCUUAGCUCUCGGCUGGAGGUAACAAAUGAUUCCAAAUCCUUUGAAGUGAGAAAUCAGCUUGUUCUCAGUUCCAACAAUCACCCACAUAUCCCUCACUACAGCUUGUGCCUCUCAUUUAAUCAGCGUUUUUUCUGGUUUUUGGUCGUUUUUUUUUUACUUCAGAGACUUUGGUUACGUUGUUGGUUACAGUUGAGUCAGUGGUCAAUGUUUUCAUCGGAAAUAAUCAUAAGCUGCGGCAGAUCUGAAACAUUAAACCAGCAGCAGGCGUGUAGUAUUAUUAUUAAAGAUGGUUUAUGCUCGUGGGAAAAAGUGCUUCAAGAUGACAAAAUUGCCUGAAACGUUCAGGAUAACCCCUGAUGUAGCCUGAAAAUUGAAGCUGUUAGCUAGACUGUUGGGGAUGUCAAAGCAUGAUGUGCAGAAAUUCCAGCUCUGGUUUUGAUCUGGCAAAUCAAAUUUAUUUUCCAACUUGAUGGUACUGUGUAAAAACUAUGUUAUUUUUGACAAAAUACUCAGCACCCACAACCAUAUAGAUGCAUCCGUUUCAUGCUAUUUGACUGAUUUAACACACGCAGUAAGGUUUGAAUCACCUGAGGUUCAUAAUGUGCAAUGAAAACACUGACUUUUAUCUGUGCCCUGAAAGUAAUCACCAACAAUUUUAAUGUAAAAAAAACAGAAAAGAAAAAAAGAUGGAUCUGAGAAAACUGAGGUAAACGUGUGUCCACAAUGCCUGCUUCCUUUGCUCAAUAGUUGACGGGGAAAAAAAUUAAAUAAAAAAGAACAAAUGCACUCCCCUUGCAAUCGGGGCACUCGGCACCGACAGACGCUACCGCUGCAUCCGCCCACCACCACCCACUGUAUAUGCCCCGCAGCACGUGCAAACAGUCCAUUAUUCACUGCUACUGACUGGGUGCAGUUGGGGUGAGGGUGCAGGUUCCUGAAGCUGGCAGGAGGUUUUCACAUCCCAGUGUACCCAGUCAUCGUGCCAGUUGGCUUCGCCAGCCUUCAUUAGGUGAAACAGCGAAAACAUUCCCCUCCGAUGGGGAAUGUUGGGGGGGGGUUAUGGUGCAGCUUCGAACAAUCGAUACCAAAAACCUCCAGCGUGGAACUGCCCUUCAGCCACGGGCAGAGUCUCACCGCUCAGGAGAGAUCAGUGGGAGACCGCCUCCAUAUGAAUUCUGUGUAUCUAGCGGCAGCUUUCACUAUUAACUUUCUCUCUUUCUAAAUAUGACAAAGCAGCCCGUGUGGGAGGCGAAUCCAGUGUUUCACUUUUGAUUUCAUUUGCCCCGUUUGCUGGUUUCCGUUACAGAAGCUGUGUCGAUGGUCGUGUUCGUCGUUCUUGGAUAAUGCAAAGUCAUGCCGUCGGCGUCGAGGCAUGCAAAGAGGCCCUCCCAUACAACGUACAAUCAUAGAGGGAUCAGGAUUGUAGCACUUUUGUGAGGCUUUUGAUGGCAUGAAUGUGUUUAUGUGUGCAUGUAUGUGUCCCUGUUAGGCAUACUGUGAUGGGAAGCAGUCAUUCAGCAAAGAGGUUUAUAACUGACUUUUUAAACUGGUAAACAAGUGUGCGGCUGUGUGAGGGAAGAACUGGUCGAUGAAUUUGCUGUUGGAUUUUUUUCUUUGGUCAAAGCAAUGGCUGACAAUGUGUUUAUUAGGGUUUUUUUUCUUUUUCUUUCCUUUUGACCCUCCAGUUAUUCAUUCAUCCAUGCAUACAAGUCAUUGAGCUUGAUGACUUGCAUCGCAUUAAAGAGAUACUAAGUCAUGCCUUGCACUACACAGGUUUAUCUUAAACCAUGUAAAAUCAGACUGCCUGACAGAUUAGUUGGCAUUCGGUUCAAAUUAUUUGGAAGACGGCUGUCGUUUAUAUGUUUAUAUGUAACUAUAAAAAAACUAAAAAAAAAAAAAAAAAAAUCAAUUAGUGGUUUUUGUGCCUAUUUAUAAAAAAUAGGAAGCAGCAUUUUGCAUUCAUGCUAAUUUAAACUUGACUUAAAUUAAUCUUUCACAAACUUUGAAUUAAAAAAUGCUAAAAAGCAAAAACAUUGUGCUUAAAGGAUUCUCUAAGAGGAUUUGUCGCUUUGAGCACAUUUCUGUGUUGGUUUUGAGCAGUUGUGCCACUCGCCACACAGGCAAAAAAGCUAAAUUGUUUGUUACAAAAACAAAAUUAAAGAUUGUAGUGCUUGCCAGCAUGAAGCGAUUGCAACUCACAGUUCAUCUCCUCGUAAAUCAUAACCCCUCCUGACAUUUGACAGAUCGCAAAGUCACUUCAGAUACAAAUUCACAUUUCAUUCCCUUCACGUCUGAGCCUGUCAAAGCAGGUUUUCUGUCACAGUGUUGCCCGGGUCUCCUGUCGUCUCUCAGGCUCCUCCAGGCCCGGCUAGCUGCCGUCCCACAGCUCUGAUUAGCAUUAACUCUCGGGUCCUCUUCUCAAGUUGCAGUUCAGCUAAUGAGAUAGCUCUGGGUCACAGGGAAAUUUAGUGGUCUGGAGAAAGAGGAAAAAAAAAACAACAACAGGGACCUUGAGCCCGACUUACACCCAGUGGACACAUUUGAUGUAGAACAAACAGAAAGUCCUGUUAGCGCAGAGAAAUAUCAGGAGACGGUGAGAUACUCACUGAAGAGGCUGAACUUUCAUGGAAAAAAACAGAUUAAAAAAAAUCAUUUACCUACAUGAAUAUCCAGAUCAUUAAAUCAGCCAUUGCAUUUUAUCUCAUGGAUUACAGAUAAAAUAAAUUACCAUUUAUCUGCAAAGUCCCAACAGAUAUUUAAUCCACUCCACGUCCCCCGAUCCUCCCCCGUGGUUCACAGUUAGUGCCAUUCUAAUUUUCCUCUCUCCCUCCAUCCUCACCCCAUCUCUCCCUUUCUGUCCACAGCAGUUGUCCAUGCACUAUCAGCUGCGGGAAUGCUGAAUGCACACUUUACACGUUUUGCCCAAAGAUUUGCAUAUCUGCAAGUUAACUGCUGUGAAUGUAGUAGAUGUAGUGGAAAGAGCUGAGAUGCAGAGGUGCAGAAAAGGAGUGAUGGAUGGACGGUGGGAGGAGAGGGACUGUUGAUCUUACAUAACCGUUCCUGUUAAAGCUUAAUUACUGGUAUGCUCCAACGCUUCAUGCUUCAUAACAUUCUCGGUCCUCUCGUCUACUGUCAGCUGGAGCCGAACUCAUUGUUCACAAAUGUAAAAUAACGUUUUCAUGGUCUUAUAGGGUGCCUGGUAUAGUGGCGCUAGCAGCUUAAGCAGGAGUGAAGUAGCUUUAGUUUAAGUUAGCUUCUUAGCACACUGCAGAUAGCACUGUCAAGUCUCAUUUCAAAGUCAAGGUGGGCUUGAGUCUUUGGGAAUGUUUAACCAUUAUAUAAGCAACUUCAGACAGGUUUUCCAUUCCCUUUCAUUAAAUGGAUAGAGUUUAGGGAGAAUCUGGAGAAUUUGCUGAAGGUGGUUUCACACUGAAGGAAGAGUCUGAAUCUUGUUAGCUCUCUAAAAGCCUUGGUUAUGUUAACGGGAAUAAACCUUUUCUCUGACAAAGAAAAUUUACUAAUUCUAAAUUUAGUGACCUGAAAUUCAGUUUUAGAUGAUUAGCCUGUUAAUGCUGUUUAAAUUAAGUGUAAGCUUUUUCAGUAAGAGAGCAAUAGCUAUGUAUAUAGCUAGUAUUCGCUGGCUAAAUAGCUAGCUAGCAUUAGCUAUAUAUAAUACUAGUGCUUUUAUACCAAAAAGCACUAGCUAUAUAAAAACAUAUGUAGCUAGAGAACUAGCUUGCGAGCACUGAUUAUGUACAAGUGUAAAAGCAUAAAAGCAGACCAGAGAAAAAGGCAUCAAACCCAGUGUGAAAACAACCUUCAGACAUUCUCUGUAGCCACAGUUAGUUGUUUAGACACAGUCCUUUGAGGGAUAAGGCUUCAGUUUUCACAGUUUUCCACCAUAUCGUCCUGAUGAAGGAUUGUCACUUCUGGCAGCUUUUGUAAAUAGCGUGAGAUCUUUCAUGCAGACCGCUCUGUCUGUAAUUAACCAUAUGUGGCGAACAGCAUCGCUCAGACAUUUCAGCGUUUCUAUAGAUCUGCUUUAGUUCUUGCAAACAUUGCACUACAUGAUCAUACUUAGCUAUUGCACUCUUCAUGUGCGCGCACUGCUAGCAUAGUCUGUUGGAGCACUCUGUCAAAUAUCCACUUAACAUUUGUUACAUGACCAGGAUGCACAUGGCCACCAAGAACUAUUUUCCACAGGUCACCUUGCAGCAGAUCAGACUGACAUAUCUGCUUAAAACUCCAGUUAAAUGCCUUUUUCAUCACUCUUUCUCUGGAGGAAUAUGUCGUACUCUUAAAACACUCAGUCAUGCUGUGACUUGGUUGAACUUUCUUGGUAUCAGUGGCAUCCCAGAGUGACGCUGUCUGUAACUACUGUGUUUGUCCAUGCUUGAUGUGUCAGUAUAUAAGAGAUUCACAGAUCUUAACCCUUCUCCUUGUGUCUGUAUGUUUCACUUCACCUACACCAAACCCUCUCUACCAAAACCACAACCAUCAGAGCCCUCUGGGACCCAACACGCUCAUAGAUAUCCAGCUGUUCUGAGAAGUAUUCUCAAGAGCUAUGCAGCUUGGGAUCCCCAAGCAGUUCUUUGGUGAGACUGCAAUAACUUUUCAACUUUACCAGCUUAAUGUCCUCACUGGGUACAGUUUUUUGUUUUUUUUUUCAAAUGACCCAUCCUUGUAGGUGCUUUACACACUCUGUCAGUUCAUCUGCUCAGUUGGCCUGAUGCCUGAUGCUUUUAGUUAACAGACUCCUUCUUGGAGUCUGUCCUGUUCUGUCAGUAUGUAUGUGGCAAAAGGAUUGGUACCAAAGAAUUAGGUUUCUCUGUGCUAUAUUGUUAUGGGAAAUAGUGCCCUGUCACAGCCAAGGUAAUAUUUGUUUCACUGACUAACAAGUUUGCGUUGAAAUAUUUGAUUUUUGGCACAUUAUGUUUUUUUAGGAUAUCAAAAUGUUUAGUCCAGAAUGGCUAUUGUCUGUUUAAAAAAAUUUAAAAAUGUUAUUUUAUGACAAUUUUAUGCAAUCAGAUGCAAUCUAUACAAUCUUUAUUUUAGUUACAGUCACUUUUGAAGACUUCCCAUCAACAUUUCAGUCUACAAAAGUCUAUAGCUUUAGCAGUCUAUCAACCGUAUUCCUUAGAGAUUACAUUUCUGAAAUAGUACAGCAAAAUGAUUUUGAAGGAAAUAUAACGUAAUUGUUAAAAUGAUGCAAUCAUGCUGCCAGGCAACCUAAAAUCUUAGGUCAAGUGCCAGACAGAAGACUUAUGUAAUUUAGGUUUAACCUUAGCUUUCAGAAAAGAUCUUACUUGUUCAAAGUGACUGUGUAUUUAUAUGCCUUUGUUGUAAGUAACAUGGUAGAAAUGACAUGCACUUUUCAAGUAUUACCGUCCACGCUAACAGAAAGUUUAUUUGGUUCCAAUCCUUGUGCCACAUAUCGUGUGGCCAAUCCAAUAUUUGUAUUAACUGUAAGUGGUAUUUCAGCACCUUUGUAUGACCCACUGUGUGUACUCAAACCACAGCUGUUGAGGGAUCCCACUUAUAUAUUUUCUGGGAUGAAUGGACAUGUAGAAAAGUGAAUUAAGACAAGCAGAUGUGUUUUCACCAUCACGACAUCCUUCUCACCUGCCCUGCAAGGGCUCUGUAACUCCGUUCAUAUCAACCUUGGAUCCAUGACCCUUCACUCCACCCCGCCCUCCUCUCUUCUCUCACUGUCACCUCUGUUGAGUUGAGUUUCUUUUCCGUUCUCUUGUUUUACUUACGAUUUUUUGCUGUACAAAGUGUUUAAAAUAUUAUUUGUAUUAUAUGAUGUUAGUAUGGUAAUGUUCUUUAUUAAGGAAGAAGAAAAUUUAUUUUUGUUACUGGUCUGUUUCAUAAUUCUUUUCUAAAUUGGUAUUGUAAGAUAUCUAUGCAAGAACUGUUAAGUGGAGCAUUUUUAUUUAAGAAUGUAAUAUGUGUAAUAAAU